GAAAAAGAAGCUAUCCGAGUCAAUUGCACCUUUCUCUCUCUCUCUCUCUCUUCACAACCUCCCAUUUAUAUUCUCUUCUGUCUCACUACCUUCUUUUGUCUCCCUUUCUCUCUCUCUCUCUCUCUCUCUCAACAACCAUGGGUAGAUCUCCUUGCUGUGAAAAACAACACACAAACAAAGGUGCUUGGUCUAAGGAAGAAGACGAACGUCUUAUUAACUACAUCAAACAACAAGGAGAAGGUUGCUGGCGUUCUCUUCCUAAAGCCGCAGGCUUGGCAAGAUGUGGAAAAAGCUGCAGAUUGAGAUGGAUCAAUUAUCUCAGACCUGAUCUUAAGCGUGGAAAUUUCACUCACGAAGAAGAUGAACUUAUCAUCAGCCUCCAUGCUAUGGUUGGAAACAAAUGGUCUCAGAUUGCUCAAAAAUUGCCCGGAAGAACAGACAAUGAGAUCAAGAACUAUUGGAACACUCACAUCAAACGCAAACUCUAUAGCCGUGGAAUUGAUCCUACAACACAUCAGCCACUCAAAACCCUCUCCGGUACCGCUGCCGCUUCAACCGGCACUUCCUCAGCAACAACCACCUCUGCAGAAGCUGCUUCUCCUACAAUGGUUGUAAAUAAUAAUCCUCCGGUAUUUCCUGUGGUAGCCUCAAACAACGAGAGCAGUACUAGCAGCAGCAUGAGCCACCACAACAAGAUUAAGAGUGAGUUUCAGUUAUUCAGUAAUUUCAGUGGCUCUCGGCUUAAAAAGUUUGUCGCAACUGAUUCUGGCUAUGGUGGUGUUGAAGAAUCAGUUUCAAACAGUAGCAGUGGUGUAACCGUUGAGGAUAUAGCUUAUCCUCGUCAAAUCAACUUGGAACUUUCAUUGGCUAUACCCUCUCCCUCUCAACAGCAACAGCCACAAGCUUUGUGUCUUUGUCGUCAAAUAUCUUUAGGGUUAUAUGGUAGUAGCCACCAACCUUGUUGCUGCAAUAAUACCAUACCUAUCGUUGGUGUUUCAACUUCUACUGCUCCACUACCUGCUACCACCGUCGCCGGGAAUGGUUUUUUCAAAUUUUCUGGAACCGGGAUUGUCAACAAGUUUUGAUUUUUUUUUUUUUUUUUGUAGAAGUAAUUUAGGCUUAAUCUUAUCUUUUGGGGUUAAUUAUUAAUUAUUAGAAUCACAGCAUAGCUGAGUUGUUAACGUUGUUGUAACUGUUACUUAGUUAACAACGUCAACGACAAAGGACAGUUUAGUUGUAGUAUCGAAUUUCGAAACUUUUCCAAAUUUUUGGAUUAUUUUGUUUUUAUUAUUUCAUAUAUAUAUAUGUGCUAAUUGCUAUGGUGGUUGACUGUUGAAUAGAGGUCUUACCCAAUAUUUUGGGCUAUAAA
Messenger RNA from Medicago truncatula (barrel medic), 1369 nucleotides. RefSeq names its product myb-related protein 308. Bases 138 to 1085 code for a protein of 315 amino acids. The record is from RefSeq and is a predicted model, not a curated record. The transcript has 3 exons. Lineage: Eukaryota; Viridiplantae; Streptophyta; Magnoliopsida; Fabales; Fabaceae.